AAAUGAGCACACCAACUGACCAAUUUUGAUCAGUUUAUCGACUUUGAUCCACGCAUUACGUGCAGGGAAUUGUUUCCACAAACGAGCACCAGAGGGCGACCGUGAGAACGUGGGCGUUGCAUCCCCCUCCUCUUCCUCCUCUUCCUCCCUGCGUGUUAUUUUUUUUCCGGCGGGAUGCUGCAGGCUGCGUGUCUUUCUCAUCACGAUUAUGAUCAACUGAUGCUUUUCCUCGAGAUGCGCGGUGUGAACUUUCCAUGUCUACCUCGGUGAUUUAUUGGUGCUAAAAUGACGAUUUGAGGUGAGCUUGCAGGAUCAGGUCCUGAGCUGGGAAUGAUGGUCCCUCAACUGUGUUGAACCACAUAGAGGUAAACCCGCCCUUCCUGAGGCCGACUAACUGCCGAGUCCAAAAUGUGCGAGAGAGCGGUGCCGCUGAGGAACGACAACGUGGCGAAAGACGCGCCGGCCGAUGGGAACGCCAACGACGUCGGGGCAGAUGAUGAGGCCGGCAGUGUCGGCAGGUCAGCCGGAAGCGACGCCGUGUCCGAGCGCGACAAGGUGGUUAUCUGGGGAACGGACUCCCAGUGCGACGACCCCGAGUUGGCGGAGUUCGAGAUGCUGGAGUGUCAGGAGCUGGAGGCCUACCUGGUGGAGGACGGAGAGGAUUUUGUUGGGCUGAGGGAGCGCAGCAAGGAUCAGCCGCCUUCAAGUAGCAGGACUGCAACAGAGCCAGAAACUGAGACCCACGUGGACAACCAGGGCAGGCCCUCGCCUUCCCGGACUGAAAACGGAGAGAAAUUUCUCGAGUCCUGGGUGGAUCUCAACUUGAACUCCACCAAGGAUCUCGCGUCAGAAGCCCAUGAACGCAACAGGAACAAUAACCAGAAGAAUAAAGCCACAAAGAGAGCCGCUAUUCACAAGACGCCACCCGUCCGAAACAUUACAACUGAUCAAAACGCACAAGCGGACGAGAGCGGGAGCCCUCGCAAAAUGAAAUUCGCACAGCCCAAAGCUGUCAAGAACCAAGGCUCCUUUGAUAACUCCUUGAAAAAACAGAACUCCUUCGAGAGGAGCUUCAAGAAGCAGCUGUCCUUUGAAAAUUACACCAAAAAUUCCGCAAAGAACUCCUUCGAGAACGUCUCCCGUUCCUCCAGUCUGGAGGGAAGGAAGCCGUGGGGAAGCUCCAGUCGCCCGGUGACGCCGGCGUCCCCCAGGAAGCAACCCCCUGCUUCUCCAGCCAAGGGGCAAAGCGCCCGGGUGCCCAAGACCAGCCUGGCUAGUGCGAUCCCCAAACCUGUCGGUCCUUUGCAGAAAGACUCUGACACCAGGAGGUCCUCUUCUCCGCCCAAGCCCCAAAAUGUGCGUCCGAAAAUCAUCACCUGCAUACGCAAGAGUCCUGCAGGAAAAUUGCGAGGAACCGACACGCCGCCUGAAGGCACCAUGCACCACUCAAAACAGUCCUCCAACUCUAGUACGCCGGCUCAUGCGGAUCUGAAGGUGGGUGCUCUCUCGAAAGGCUCACCGGUGCUCGGCUCUUCCAUCCUUGACAAGUACAGGGAGGACACGUUUGGACAUUGUUCCACUGGGUUGAAACCUGGAGCCGGCAGCGCUCCUCACGAUGACAUCCCUGGGAAAUGUCUCCAAGAGCACACCUCUCACGAUGGAGCCAGCGUCUACCGCUCCCCAAGAUGCGCAAGGCCUCAGCUGGGCCUGGGCGCUGUCACCCGACAACCCACAGCAAAAACACGAGUUCAGCAAACCGGUCCAAAGUCGUCAUCGGCGAUGCUCGGCCAACACGGAGCUCACGGCUCCCUGGAAGCUUCAGGGGAGCAAAGGAGGUCAGGUCCGGAAACCUCCCCCAGGAACCUUUUGCUGAAAUCAGGCCAGUCUGGCCUCCGUCCUCCGGGAUUCUCUGCCCUUCCUCCCGUCAGAGUGACGACUGGGGGCAUCAUGAGGAGCGUGUCGUCCAUGUCUAAUGACAGCAAUACUUGCCGAACAACACAGACUUGGAGAAAAGAGACACUGAAGGAAUCAGAGGCGGCCUCCCCCAAAAAAUGUGCAGUGGUUUCGCCCAAGCCUCAAUCCCCUGUGCGCGGGCGGUGCGGGUCGUCGCAGGAAGUGGACCGGGCGCUCAUCAAGCUGCUGAGGGAACGCUGCGAGCAGCAGGCCCGCCAGCUGCACAGCCUGCAGGCGCAGCUGAAGAAGGCCUCGCUGUGCAUGAGCGUCUUUUCCAUCACCACGCAGCACUUCUGUCACAAGAGCGAGAGCGCAGCGGUGAGAGAAGGGGAACUGUCCCAGGAGCUCGCCAGGAUCAGGGAUGAAGUGGCUUUCAGCGUGUCCCACUGGGAGCAGCUGCAGCGCGAGAAGCAGGAGCUGGAGCGGCGUUUCGAGGAGGAGCUCAGGGGCCUGCGGGCCGAGCAGCGGGUCCAGCUGGGAGCGCUGGAGGAGCGGCUGAGGGCGCGCCACUCGGCCGACACGCGCGGCCUGCGGGCCCUCCAGCGCGCCCAAUUGGACGACCUCAAACUGCAGCAACGGGAACAGAUGGCGGAGAUGAAUGAGAACCACGAGGCCUCCCUGGUGGAGAUGGAGGCGACUCACAACGACACGCUGGCCACCCUGCGGGAGGAGCACGACCGGACCGUGAAAAAUCUGAAGAUGGCCCACGAGCAGCAGAGGAAGUCUCUGGAGGAGGAGUUUGAGAAGAUCAGACUCUCCUUACAGGAUCAGGUGGACAUGCUGACCUUCCAGAACAGGAGCCUGAGGGACCGAGCCAAGCGCUUCGAGGAAGCCCUCCGCAAGAGCACCGAUGACCAGAUAGUGGACGCUUUGGCGCCUUACAAACACAUCGAAGAGGACCUGAAGAGCCUGAAGGAGGUUCUGGAGAUGAAGAACCAACAAAUCCAUCAGCAGGACUUGAAGAUUACCGAGCUGGAGAAAAUACAGGCUGAAAAGAACGUUCACCUGGAGGAACGAGUGCAAGUGUUGCAGCAGCAGAACGAGGACCUGAAAGAACGCAUCGACAAGAACCUCGCUGUGUCCAGGCAACUGUCGGAGGAGAACGCCAACCUGCAGGUGCAUGUGGAGAAGGAGAGCACGGAAAAGAAGCGUCUGAGCCGCACCAACGAGGAGCUGCUGUGGCGUCUGCAGACGGGCGAGCUCAGCCCUCGCAUGUCUCCGAGCGGCUCGCCCGUCCACCGGUCGCCCUCUCUGCCCGGCUCGCCCGCCCGCCCGAGCUCCUACCACCAGUGACCGACACAACCUCCACACCUCCUGCAAGUUACACUCAGGAGUGCUCUCGAUUCUUUUUUUUUUUUUAAGACAGGCAGGAACUUGAACAAAGGACAUGCUGACAUUGUCCAUUUUGCCUUUAUUUGUCAUCCCAACGCGACGGACGACGGGCGUACUGAAUGAUGCAAGCUUUGCCGUCCGUUUUCUUCCACCAGCAGCCUCCUCCAAGGACCAAACGUUGCUUUUUAACGAAGCAUUAUUAACAAUCGAGGGCGAACUGGGCAGCUUCCAUUUGGUGGCACCUUGGUGCCAAGGAACCAUUGAAGUGAGUUGAGGAGCUUCAUUUCUCUUGCCGCCAUCUUGCGGCAUCAAUUUCAGCCCUGUAAAGCCCCUCAGUUACCACGGAUUCAGCGAGCAUUGAGUCCGACUCACUUGGACCCGAAUGAGGGCCAACAGGAUAGAAAACGAAUGGCGGGAUGGGGUGCCUUGCUCAAGGGCCGUAUCCCCAUGUCAACCACGGGAAUCGAACCAGGGAUUCUUCAGUCGAGGUCCACAUUCUCAUGUCCACAGGAACACGGGUAUUUUUAAUGUUUUGUUGCAUUUUGACCUGAGAAACCGUCGCCCAAAGUGACAAAGCCAAGAAAUUUGUGCUGCUCAUCGCAGAACAGCAAAUGGAACUUAGUAUCUUUCUCCGUCCUGGAGACUAAUAUUGAACGGGCAUAAACCUGGAAUGUAGGCAGCCAAAUUGGCUGUUUUGUCUUUUUGUUCAGAGACAAAAAUAUUUUAAAAUAAAAUUGGCUCAAAAAGUACGCAGGCAAGAAAUUUAAAAGCUUUUCUUUCCCCUUCAGUUUUUUUCCACAGUCAUUUUGUAUCAAAUAAUUUGAAUGAAUAUUUUAAAGAAUGACUAUAUGAAAAUAGGUUAGAGACUUUUAUCCAUUACAAUAGGGUUGUAGACUUUGGGGGGAAAAAAAGAAAUGAUAUAUCAAAAAAAGAAAAAAAUGUUUGGUUUUGAGCAGCUUUGUGCUCCAAAGAUAUAUGAGGACCACGCUGAAAAGAAAAAAAAAUAGAUAAAUACGAUGAAAAUGGUUGAACUUGGACCAGAAAAAAAUAAAGAAUAAAGUCGGAAUUUUGCAAGAGUAACACUGCAAAAGUAUUAGAAAAAAAAAUCGCUUUUUUGAAACGAGUCGUAAUAUUGAAUUGACGAUUGUCCCUUUCUCAGCGUGGUCCGAAUAAUCUUGCCAAAGCUCCUCGUCCGUCAUCACUGACAGCCUCGAUUUGUUUCCGUCUUUGUUUACAUUUCUUAAGAUUGUAUUGAAGGAUUCGUCGCGUGGAAAGCAUGUCUCUGUGCGUUUUUUUUUUGUUUUUUUUUGUGAUUUAUAUUUCUUCGGUCAAACACGCCAUGUGUCUUUGUCGUUUUCUUUGCUCGUCCAGCCAAACUGUGAAGUGUGAGCUUGGCAGUUUGCAACGUUGCGUGUUGUCGCCACUGUUACACGUUUUGCUCUUUGUACUCUAGUAUUAAAUCACAACGGGAAAC
This is a messenger RNA of Hippocampus comes (tiger tail seahorse), 4759 nucleotides long. It is a transcript of the gene mtus2b, whose product is annotated as microtubule associated tumor suppressor candidate 2b. Lineage: Eukaryota; Metazoa; Chordata; Actinopteri; Syngnathiformes; Syngnathidae. Gene Ontology annotation, molecular function: microtubule binding. The transcript has 14 exons. Gene Ontology annotation, cellular component: cytoplasm; nucleus. The record is from RefSeq and is a predicted model, not a curated record. Bases 409 to 3246 code for a protein of 945 amino acids.